Molecule: messenger RNA, 1459 nt
Organism: Tachysurus vachellii
Lineage: Eukaryota; Metazoa; Chordata; Actinopteri; Siluriformes; Bagridae
Exons: 6
Coding region: 93-989 (298 amino acids)
Molecular function (GO): hydrolase activity, hydrolyzing N-glycosyl compounds
Source: RefSeq, a predicted model, not a curated record
UUAGAGCUACUACUUGGAGACAACUACAUCGAGAAACACCAUGGAAAAGAAGUUUCUGUGAAGACUGUGGAGUGGACGAUGCUCAGGCUAUCAUGAUGGCUCUGGCUGUGCCGAAUGUGCAGAUCCUGGGUAUCACCUGCGUUCAUGGCAACUCCUCCAUAGAGAAUGUGUGCAAAAACGUCCUGCGAGUCCUACAAGCUUGUGACCGGAUGGAGAUUCCUGUAUUCAGAGGGGCAUCAAAGCCAAUUCUUGGGGAUGCUAUAAAUGCUUCUCUGUUUCAUGGACAUGAUGGGCUUGGUGAUGCUCCAGACCCAAACGCUCCUGGUCUGGAACUAGUACAAAAGGAGGGGGCCGUUUCAGCCAUCAUCCGCAUCGUUAACGAGCAUCCAGGAGAGGUAUCUUUAGUGGCUACAGCUCCUUUGACAAACCUAGCACUAGCAGUAAAGUUGGAUCCUAUGUUGCCGGAGAAGCUAAAAGGCCUGUACAUCAUGGGAGGCAACACAGAUUCUAGGGGGAACACUACUGCAUGUGGAGAAUUCAACUUUACAGCAGACCCUGAAGCAGCGUAUAUUGUAUUGAAUGAAUACCUCUGCCCAACUUACAUUGCCUGCUGGGAGUUCACUUGCCACCACAGCUUGCCCUGGGGGUUCUGUGACAUUUGGCUAGCUCAGGAUACCGCUAAAGCUCGGUUCAUGAAGAAGAUCUUCCAGCACAGCAUGGACCUGUGUAACAAUGAGAGGGUCUGCAAAGAGCAAGUAUAUGAAUCAGGAUUUAUUUCUUGUGAUUCGUUUGCCAUGGCAGCUGCCAUCAAUGACAAGAUCAUCGAGAGUGACCAUAAGGCUGUAACUGUAGAGCUCACUGGUAAACAUACCAGGGGAAUGAUGGUGGUAGAUCACAUUGAUGAACUGAAGAAGACUCAUAAAGCUUACAUUAUGAAGAAGAUGGAUUUAGAAGAGUUUAAAACGCUGCUAACGAAUGCUUUGAAAUGAUUAUUUUAUCAGGCUCAUAAAAGCAAAUUAGUGUAGCUGAAAUCAGCUGAAUCAGAUCUUGUUAGUUUGUGUAUUUUAAUCUGUUUUGUUUUUUUAAAUUGCGACUUAAUUGCAGAACUUGUAAUAAAUGUUCUUGUAUUAAUUACAACUGACAGCAGUAUUUGAGUAAAUGAUUUUUUAAUAGAAUUUUACAAAAACCAUUGUUUAAAAAAAUCUGAACUUUCUUUUAAUAUAUAUAUAUAGAUCGUUACUCUCCACAGCAAUGAAAAAUCUGCAUCUGUAAUUAUAUUGGUGCUGUUAAUAAAACUAAAUGAAUUUCACAUGUUCUAGAAUGUAUUGUUUAAGUGAUGGUAAUGUUAUUAAUGAAGAAGUGUAAUGAUGUUAGUGUUUACAGUUUUGUAAGCCACCCUUUUAAAAGACCAAUAAUUUUUGUAGCAUGCACAUACAAAUAAAAUGUUUAUUUCAAACAA